AUGUCUGUUCGAAGAGGAGGUGGGCUAAGAGAGCCCGCGAAAAUACGUUUGGGCUCGGCCGACAUGUCGACGAUGCCAAGCAGAAACUCCGAUCUGUCUCUUUCCAGAUCGUCAACGUCCACAUCCAUCGUUACCUCGGUGUCCAGAAGUACGUCCGUCCAAGAGGCCGACUGGCUGAACGACAGUGUUGUGGUCAACCAGCCCCGCAUGAAGAUCGCACUCACGUUAUCGUCUGAAGAAAUCGAUCUGCUGCGAUCGUCAUGGUCCAGAGUCAUUUCGUCAUCAUCAGCGUCCCCAGUCGCAACCAUCUCCCAUGGGACUCCAACGUCUUCUCCCCAGAAAUCCAUCCGCGGCCAUGUUUCCAAGCCAUCGCGUACAAUUAGCAUCGGAUCCAUGAUGCCCACAUCGUCCUUUGCGUCGUCGCUCUUCUGCAUCCAGUUGUACGAGAACUUGAUAGCCAGAGACCCGCAGAUCGAGAAACUGAUUCCCUCCAUUCGCCACCAGGCCUCUGCUUUCGCCGGCGUGAUCAAUGUCGCCAUGUCCACGCUGGAAGACCUGUCAAGAAUGAAUGAAUCCUUGGGAAGUCUUGGAAAAUUGCACUCCCGAAUCCUCGGGAUCGAGCCAGAAUACUUCCAGAUCAUGGGAGAAGUGCUUCUGAAAACAUUCAGAGACCGCUUUGCCAACGACCUCGCGCACGGAUUUUCGAUAAAGACAGAAGAAGCAUGGAUCAAGCUGUACUCUUUCCUUGCCAACUCGAUCAUCCAGGGUGGAAUUGACCCUAUUAUCCAGUAUUCACAACCAGAGAUUGAAAAACCAGUGGAAAGACCACCUGAAACUAUGAGAUCUCCAUCAAGAUCAGAGUCGAUCGAGUCCAAGUCAAGUACCAAAACAAAAGAAUCUCCUGACCUCAUGAAACCUUUUAUUAAAACAAGGAAAUCAAGCAAACACUCAUAUUUAAAUGUGCCAAAAAGAAUCUCCCAUAAGGCAAGCUCCUCCUCGUCCAACAACGACCCCAACUCGGACUGUGUUAUUAUGUGA
This is a messenger RNA of Ogataea philodendri, 1038 nucleotides long. RefSeq lists its product as uncharacterized. Gene Ontology annotation, cellular component: intracellular anatomical structure. Gene Ontology annotation, molecular function: FAD binding; heme binding; nitric oxide dioxygenase [NAD(P)H] activity. The transcript has a single exon. NCBI's taxonomy places the organism in Eukaryota, Fungi, Ascomycota, Pichiomycetes, Pichiales, Pichiaceae. Bases 1 to 1038 code for a protein of 345 amino acids. Gene Ontology annotation, biological process: cellular response to nitrosative stress; nitric oxide catabolic process. The record is from RefSeq and is a predicted model, not a curated record.